Molecule: messenger RNA, 6958 nt
Organism: Fundulus heteroclitus (mummichog)
Lineage: Eukaryota; Metazoa; Chordata; Actinopteri; Cyprinodontiformes; Fundulidae
Gene: ccdc141
Product: coiled-coil domain containing 141
Exons: 23
Coding region: 32-6694 (2220 amino acids)
Source: RefSeq, a predicted model, not a curated record
AGAGUCGGAGCAGUGUUUGUUCAGAAGGCAGAUGCCUCUCUGUCACUCUGAUAAUCCUCCGGCUCUAUUUUUACCUCCGUCCCCCUCCUCGCCUGUUGCAGCUUCCCCUCACACCGCUCAGGUUCCACACUUUCAGCCGGGAAGCGUUUGGAUCUGCAGCGCCGGGCCUCAGUCUUUCCUCAUGACGACCGGAGAGGCAGAAGGAACGGAGGAGCCGUGUGGAGGUCGGUCCCAGCAGGAGGCCGGCAGCAGAGCAGAGGAGCUGAAGGCUGGAGGGUCCUGCACCGCUCUGAGCACCGUGGCCAUCCAGGCGGGCCGCUCCCAGAUCGUUGCGUCCGUCCUCAGGAGCGGAUCUCUGGUCCACCUCCAGCUGGUCCAGUUCCAGCCGGGACUCUGUGAGAUCGGGUCCGACCAGGAGGAGAACCACGUCCUGAUCCAGGAGCACCAGCAGCUGCUGGAAAAACUCCAGAAACAUGAACCUGAAGUGUUGGCUGUGGUGGAGAAGAACCAAGCGGAGAGGCCGGCGAAGAGGAGGGAUGGAGGGAGGAAGGAGGAGCUGAAGGAGGCGAUGAAGGCGUCUCUGAAGGAGGGAUGGUCGCUGCUCCUCCAGCUGCUGCAGAGGCGGCUGGAGGUCCUGAAGCUGGCGUCAGAGUUCUUCCACCGGGUGACGGAGUUUUCUGUCAGCAUUGAAACAUUAGAAGAUCUGCAGACUGAAGCAGAAGAAGACAAACUCUCUGACGUUCAGGCCUCCUAUCACUUCAUGAGAAAAGAUCUUCUGGGAAAGUCCCUGCAGGUUUUAACCAGCAGCAGCAUCCUGCUGCACAGACUCAGGCAGCUGCAGAGGACUGAGGCCCUCCAGAGGAGAGGAGGGGUACUGCAGGGUGAGGAAGAGGAGGCCGAGGAGAUUGCCAGCAGAGGUGCGGUGCUGAGGCUGGAGGAGCUGGUGGAGGCGCUGCAGGACCGCAGGCGCACGGCCGACCAGGCUUUCAGACUCUGGCUGCAGGAAGCAGAGCUGGUCCUGGAGGCAAAGAAGGAGUCCAACAGAGCCGGCGCUGAAAACCAGAGUCUACUGGACCCAAACCUGCCGUCUGGAUCCAGAUCAGACCGAACUUUGGGUCCGGGGUCUGAAGGAGCAUCUGAGUCUAAAAGGUGGAAGUCAGGAUGCUCAGCAGAUCUGGACUCUGAAUCCUGUUCAGAACUAAGACCUAAACACGAGCCAGAGGAUCCUGAUGAUGUAAACCUGGAAGCUGAAUCCAGAUUACAAGAGUCUGGACCAGAACCAGACGUUAAACCAGAUUCCUGGUUAGACCCAAAGUCGCGUUCUAGAUUAAAUCAUCUGAAAUCUGGAUUCAGAUCAGAUCUGUUACCAGAAUCCAGAUCAGCAGAGACCAGAAACCAAAGUCUGGGAUCCAGAUCAGACCUGAAGCUCAUGUCUGCAUCACAGAAGACCAAAAACCUGAAGUCCAGUUUUCUAUUGGGCGAGAUCACUGAAGCCCAACCUGGACCUGACAGAACCAGAACCUUUCAGUCUGGAUCCAGUUCAGCUGGAAACACAAACCUGGAAACUGAAUCCAGGUCAGACAUGAAGACAGAACCCGGGUCACAAAACACCACAGACCUGCAAUCUGACCACAGAACCAGAUCAGAACCUCCAACAUCUGGAUUACAGCAGGGGGAUUAUUUGACGCGUAAAUCUGGAUCAGAACAGGCCGGGAACCAGCGGCUGGAGUCCAGAACCAUGGAGACCAGGGACCUGCAGUUCAGCUUCACAACAGUUCACAAAACCCGAUUAGAUGAAUCUGGUGUGAAGCCGGGAUCUGGACCAGGGGAAACCGCCGAAACCGGAUCAGAGAAGACCAGAACCCUGCGUUCAGCUCAGAGUACGGAGCUGCAAACCGGAUCCUGGUCAGACCUGAAAACAGAACCUGAGUCACACGGCACCAAAGGCGCUCAGACGGAUUUUAAAUCAGAACCAAAGAACCGAAGCAAGUCAGCAGUACUUGGAUCUGGAUCAGAGGGUAAAGAUCUCAGGCCCGCUUCCAGAUCAGAUGAGACCAGUAAACCCAGACUGGAGUCCAGGGACUCACUUCCUGGUUCCGGAUCAGUUCUCAGAACCAGAACACAUGGGGCGCAAACAUCUGUGUGCGACGUGAAACCUGGAUCCACACCAGAUGAUACCAGAACCCAGCUGUCCGGGUCCAGAUCAGAGGAGACAGGGACCGGGCAUGCCGGAUCCAGACCGGAUGGGAUCAGAACCCUGAAGCUCAGAUGUAGCUCAGAAAACAUUUCAGAGUCUCUGAGACCUGCAUCAACAGAGGAACCAAGAUCCAGAUCAGAGACGACCAGAACUCUGCCAUCAGAAUCCGGUUCAGUCGGGAUCACAGAACUCCUGCCGAGAUCCAGGUGGAAGAACCAGUCCGGAUCAGGAGCACCAGGAUCUGGGUCACAGGACCUGAAACCACUGUCUGGAUCUGAGAGGACCAGGAGGGAGGAGUCCAAAACCUCUGGUUUCCCUUCGGAUCUCAGAACCAGACUCAGACCAGAUGAGCGGCACAAGCGUGAUUCUGAUGCAAGGCCCGGAUCUGAAUCAGCAGAGACCAGAACCCAGCAGACAGGAUCCAGAUCAGAGGUCUCUGGUUCUGGGUCGGACCCGCCAUCGGCAACACGUCAGCUCCAUGAAACCACGCUGGGCCUAAACGAGCAACAGGCGGACCACCAGAUGGAGGUCCAGCAGCAGCAGGCGGACCACCAGAUGGAGGUCCAGCAGCAGCAGGAGGACCACCAGAUGGAGGUCCAGCAGCAGGAGGACCACCAGAUGGAGGUCCAGCAGCACCAGGAGGACCACCAGAUGGAGGUCCAGCAGCAGGAGGACCACCAGAUGGAGGUCCAGCAGCAGGCGGACCACCAGAUGGAGGUCCAGCAGCAACAGGAGGACCAGACGUCCAGGAGUGGACACCAGGAGAGGCUGGUGAAGACCCUGCAGGACCUGAGCUGCGUCUCAGAGCUGCUGGACUCCUGCAGUCGGAUGGAUCUGGGCUCAGAGCUGCAGACCUCCAGGCUGCUGGAGCGCUUCAGACAGGCAGAGCCACAUUUCAGGCAGCUGGAUGCUGAGGUGGAGCACACGGUGGGGGGCUGGGAGAGUCUGCAGGAGGAGCUAUCAGAGCUGCUGAAGAUCCAGCAGACAGUGAAGGACAAGAUAAAGCAGAGCGAGUCCAUCCUGAAGCUGAGCAGCAGCUUCCAUGACACAGCCAGACAGCUGGAGCUGCUGCUUCAGUCGGAACCUGCCGGCCUUUUAACUGGAUCCAGUGGAUCCACUGGUUCCACUGGAUCCAGUGGAACCAGUGGAUCCAGAGAAGCAGAGCUGAGUCGGCUCCAGGAGGCCAAGCAGCAGAUCCAGAGCCUUCUUCAUACCACGGCGACUCUGAGGACGGACAUCUGUGCUGCAGUUUCACAGAGCAACUGGGCGGGUUUCCAGACGGAGCAGCUGGAGGGCCGUCUGGCGUCUCUGGACUCUCUCUGUGGAUCUUGGCUGAAAGCGGCAGGUCAGUGUGAGGAGGAGCUGCGCAGAGAGCACCUGACUCACCUGCUGCUUGGGGACGCCACCCAGCUGCGUGAGUCCUUUAAGGAGCUGAAGAAGCGCUUCAGCAACACAAAGUUCAACUACCUGAAGAGAAACGACAGGACGAGGAACCUGAAGGCUGUCCGGAACCAGCUGCAGCAGAUGGAGGCGUACCAGGAGAAGCUGCAGGGGCUCAGGAAGCGAGUUCACGGUGUGGCGGCCCGGCUGGGCCCUGAGGUGAAGAACACCUGCGUGGCCCGGCAGGUGGAGGACGCUGUCAACGAGCUGCAGAGACAGACGGGACAGUUGGAGAGAAACAUCUCUGAACACCAGAAGACCCUGGACAUGACGUGCCGGCUGCAGCAGGCCAUGGAGGAGUACCAGUUCUGGUGUGAGGACGCCAGCGCCACCAUCGCUCGCGUCGGCAGGUUCUCUUUGGAGUGCCGCAGCACAGAGGCCGUAUCGGUUCUGUACCGCCAGUUUGAGAAGUUUGUCUGGCCGACGGUACCUCAGCAGGAGGAGCGGAUCGGUCAGAUCACAGAGCUGGCUGUCAGGCUGCACGGGGUGGAGGAGGGGCAGCGAUACAUUGAGAAGACAGUCAGUAAACACUCAGAGAUGGUGGAGUCCAUCAAAGAGCUGAGCGAUGGACUGAUGGAGCUGGAGGCCAAACUGAAGCUGGAGAGUCUGAAACAGCAGCAGAAUGAUGAAGAGGAGGAGGGAGAGGAGGAAGGAGAGAGGGAACACAGGGGGCAGACAGAAGAGCAGGAGAAGAAAAAGGAAACGAGGAGGAUGAAACAGAGGGAUAACCGCAGCACACAGGAGGCUGCUGACAUGUGUGAACUUAAAGAGACGGGCCACACUCCUGAACUGAUAGCUAAAAUCGAUAGAAACGAAGCUCCUGAAGCCACGAGGAAGCCUCCAUUAGAGAAGAGUCCAAGUCAGGAGGUCUACGGAGCGACAGCCAGCAGAGAGUUACCCGGUGGAAAGUUGACCUCCUCCACCCACAUCCUUACCACCUGUUCACCUGAGGAUGCCAGACAACAGGUCCAAGCCACCCACAACCAAUCACAGGCUGUCGCUGUGGAGUAUAAGGCCACGCCCUUUCAGUCUGUCAUUGGUCCGUUGUUUCCUGAUAACCAGGAAGACUUUCAAAGGGAGAUAGAAGGAACAGAACAACGGAUGGCUUCCAGUUCCUGUGGCUCAAACACAGAUUCCCUACAGGAAACUCAACCAGAGGCGAUGGCGGAGGAUUUCUUUUUCAACGAUGAGUCUGAUUGCGCCUCCCCUGAUGAUAUCUCCCUGCCGCCGCUGGCAGAGACACCCGAGUCCAACAUGUUCCAGUCUGAUGUGGAGGAGGGUUUCUGUUUUAGUUCCCUCAGUGUCCACGUCAGCCACAAGUGUCACGCCCAGUCAGAGCCAACGGGAACCGGUUCUGUCCAGCAGAAAGAGUCGGGGCAGACGGAAAGUUGUCCAGCUCCGUCAGUCGGUCUGCAAACCAGCACCAGGUUCAGAUCAGAGUCCAGAUCCUUCACCCCGAGUCCAUCUACAGUUCCUCUUACGUCACUCUUUACCAGCACUCUAUGCACCAUCCUGAAAUCCAAGGAGCCCAGCACUGUCUUCUCACUGGACAACCCAGUCAAUGUCUACGACACCAUAGACUGCUCUAAAGAUAAAAAUGCACUAAAGAAGAGGAGUCUCUCUGGAACCCAUAAACAGGAUCUGAGUCAAAGUCUUCAUCCACAGUCCUUUAACGGUGCAGACACUGGUGUCCACAAUCACAGCGUCCCUAAAGGAGACACUGGGGUCCAUGAAUUCAGCCCUAGUUACACCGGAAAAGAUUUACCAGAAUCUCAUCAUGGCACAACAAGUCAGAGCCAUCAGGACAUGCAUUCUGUCAAAUAUUCAGGAGAAACCACGCCUCAAAGAGACAGUCGUAUUAAGACCAGUGUCAGAUUAGUUUCCCAGCAGAAUAUUUACAUCAGGUCCUCUUUUUCAGGCAAUCACUGCAGCAACUCCCAUUCUGAUCCAGUCCCCAAGUCUGAACGGUUCUGUCAGACUUCUAGGGUUACAGACCCUGUCCUCCACAAAGACGUGACUCAGGCACAAGACGUAGACCUUCUAGAACCCUCCACAGCAAUUCCCCAAAGAUCAACAACUCCUCAAGAUCCAAAUCAUUCACAGAACUCAACCAGCUCCAGAGGGGAACCAGACCAGGACGUACCGUCCUCACUUAGAAACAGAAGUUUUAGGACAAACGCCACAGACACCCAACAACGUGUCUUCAACCAGCCGUUCCCUUCAGGCCAGUCACAGACGGACAUAAUUUCAAACCAGGAUCCCAGAGAUCCACCUGAGGGCCUCGUCCACAGUCCCACACAGCCGAGGUCCGUCAGCAACGUCGGCAUCUGUAGCAGCAAGCAGCGUCUGCAGGCGUCCCUGACCUCCAGCGGCUCCCAGCAGUGUGUGCAUGAUCCCAGCAUGAGUCCCAGCUCAGGCCAGCCUGCUGCUCCUCACCCAGAGCCUCAGACCCACGCUUCACCUCACCCACUUAAUCUGCAUGCCACAUCCUCAUGUUCUCCACCCCGUCUACUAACACCGUCCCAGGAUCCUGAUAUCUGUCUGCCCGUGGCUAUCCGUGAGGAAAUCAGACUUACUCCCCAGGUCCAGGGGCCUGCUCUUCCUCCUGCUCGUCUUCCUCGGCCCCCGUCAGAGUCUCCUCCUCCGAGGAAACCGUCUGAACCUGGCCUCCCCUGCUUCACCAGGCCCUGGCCUCACGCCGUGGUCAUGGAGGGUUCUCCAGUGACGUUAGAGGUGGAGGUGAAGGGAAACCCAGAGCCUAGGCUCACUCGGGGCCACAGCUGCUUGUCCCGCUGUCUGACCACCUGUCAUCAUGGUCGCUGCAGGUUCACACAUGAGGGGGCGUCCCCCCGUCACACGGACCGGGACCAGAACCGGGACCAGAACCGGGACCAGAACCGGGACCGGGAGCAGUCCCAGCCGUUGGCAGGAAGCAGCAGCGGUGUUGGGGAUAAAUGGCUGGUGUUGGAGGCGCUGGACGUCAUCAUGGAGGACUGGAACACCUGGUUUGGGACUCUGUGUGUCCUGCUCUGGCUGCUCUACCUGAUUUUACUCUGACCCCCCGCUUGUCCAACUCUGACCUUUUUAUUUCUGCUGGAUGCAUCGGGGAUUUAAGAAGAUCCUGAUAUGUACAAUCUGAGCUGCGCCAAACUGAUUUCAGCUUAAUUCAUUUCUAAGUUUUUAUCAGGUCGCCAUUUAACUCUGAAGGCAUGUCAUUCUGAGUUAAACUGGCUGUUUAUAACCUGAGAUUUGAUAAAUCAUGUAAUUAAGGCACUGUUUAGGCACCUUCUGCUGUUGAAUAAAAUCCUAUUUAGUGAAUCA